UGAAACGGAAAUGAACAGUGGCCAACAACAAUUUCCACGUUAGCGUUUUUAUUUAGACCUUUUCUUAACACUAUAGGACUCAAAAUAUGACUUUUAACUGCACAGCAUCGCAUACGUACCCCUGGUAUUGUUUAAUUCGCGUUGGAGACAGGACUUGGUUGACAGAUGUUAUCUAGGUAACCCUAGCUAGCUAGGUGCUAACAAUGGAUAACUGUAUGGUUUUUCACACUCAAAUUGCUUCGAUUCUGGAGGUGCUAGCGAAUGCAGCCGUGGCAGAUAUCUGUAAACUCGUAGAAGACGACUAUGCAGUGUUUCGUUUGGAAAUUUCUCAAAGCCAGAAAGAAAACGGGGCAUUGCGGAGGAAACUGCAUCUUUUGGAACUGAAGGUGGCACGAGAGCGCGUCGUCAGUCGUCCCAGUAGUGUCAAGAUCCUCGACGGAUACAGAGGAAUGUCAAGAGGUGAAGGAAAUCUCACUGGAGGCCACAGGAGCUUUGUGAAGCCAGCGGGACACAAUACAUGGAGAGAUGACCAAACAAUCACUGUUGAUGAGGGUAGUGGAACCUCAACCCAGCACGUUAUCGUGAUAGAGUCUGCAGAUGCAGAGGCUACAGGUCCUGGGGUCAAGCUGGAGAAGACUGAAGGAGAGGUGGAAACACGGCAAAGAAGAGACAUCCAGACUGGAGCUCAUCCUGUAGCCACAAAGGACCCCACCAUCGCCCCAGCGCCGCCCAGGACCCGACGCAGCAUCACAGAGGUCAGUGGAAUGCCGAAAGCCACCCUGAAGUCAGAAACAGACACAGAGUCUUCAACUGUAACACACAGGCUCUUACAACCAGGAUCUGACCCAGAGAGACUGGUGCCACUGGACUGUCCUCCUGCUCCCGCUCCCGGCUCAGAGUACUUACCGGUAUUUCAUCAGAGCCAGAGGACGGUUCAUUCCCAUGGUGAUGAUGACACUUUAGACACUGGGGUUGAUCUGUCUUGUUCUUACUCUACAGAGAUGGACCCUGACAACAUGACCUUGGGUUUAGAGACACAGACUGAUCUGUCUAGAGGGGACUGGAACCAGUACAGUAGUACUGUAUACUCUGAAGGGUGCCUAGAUAAGAAAGGGGAGGUUAUAGUGGUAGAUGAGGUGAAAGUGGAGGGCCACGCUCCUCCCACAUGGAAUGCAGAUAGUCACCUAGGAGUCGGACACUCACAGGGCAGAGAUUUCUUAGAUUACAGGGGAAGUUCAGAGUCAAAUCAACAUUUUGUCACCCACUCACCUUUACACACGCUCAGGGAUCGCGACCCAGUAUCUACAUCAAUGGGGCCUCCUGAUUCACAUGGCCACGUCCUUUUUGAUCAGGUUUUGAACUCAAUCGACAGGGUUAGAGUCCAGGCUCAGGGAGGGGGAGCAACAUCAGGCAAUAUUAAAGAGAAACGGUUCCUCUGCAUGUUCUGUAACAAAGGCUUCAGCUGCCCCCAGAAGGUGGAGAUCCACCAGAGGGUCCACACAGGGGAGAAACCCUUCAGCUGUACCCAGUGUUACAUGUGCUUUGCCCAGGCUGGUGAUCUGAAGAGGCACCAGAUGGUCCACACAGGGGAGAAACCAUACAGCUGCCCCCAGUGUGAGAAGAGGUUCUCCCGCCAGCACCAGCUGAAGAGGCACCUGAAGGUCCACACGGGAGAAAGGCCGUUCGCCUGUGCACACUGCAGGAAGAGGUUCUCAGAGAGAAGCUACCUCAGGAUACACCAGGAGAAAAACCAUUCUACUCUAUAAUAUAGAAAGUCACCAUUCCACUCGAUACCAUCUGACUUUAGAUCAAACCCUGCAUUAAAUACAGAUGAAUUGUAAUUGUUGUCAGCAGAAAAGAUCAACAAGAUACAUCUGAGCAUAAGAGAGUAACGGAAAAGACCCACAGAUGCAUUUGGAAUAACAAAUUGACCGAUUUCAGUUUUCAAUAUUCCUGGGUAGAAUAUUGCAUCCAGUGUGAUAUACACUGAGUAUACAAAACAUUAAGAACCUCUGCUCUUUCCGUGACAUAGACUGACUAGCUGAAGACUUUGAUCCCUUAUUGAUGUCACUUAUUAAAUCCACUUCAAUCAGUGUAGAUGAAGGGGAGGAGACGGGUUAAACAAGGAUUUUUAAACCUUGGGACAAUUGAGACAUGGAUUGUGUAUGUGGGCCAUUCAGAGGGUGAAUGGACAACAUUCACCUUUGAACGGGUUAUGGUAGUAGGUGACAGGCGCACCGGUUUAUGUUGAGAAUUGCACCACUGCUUGGUUUUUCACAAUCAACAAUUUCCAGUGCGUAUCAAUAAUGGUCAGACACCAAAACGACAUCCAACCAACUUGACACAACUGUGGGAAGCAUUGGAGUCGACAUGGGCCAGCAUCCCUUUUAAAUACUUUAGAUACCUUGUAGUGUCCAUGUCCUGACUAAUUGAGGCUGUUCUGAAGGCAAAGGGGGGGUUGCAACUAGAGGUCGACCGAUUAUGAUUUUUCAACACCGAUACCGAUUUAUUGGAGGACCAAAAAAAGCCGAUACCAAUUAAUCGGACGAUUUAAAAAAAUAAAUAAUGUAUUUGUAAUAAUGAAUUACAACAAUACUGAAUGAACACUUAUUUUAACUUAAUAUAAUACAUCAAUAAAAUCUAUUUAGCAUCAAAUAAAUAAUGAAGCAUGUUCAAUUUGGUUUAAAUAAUGCAAAAACAAAGUGUUGGAGAAGAAAGUAAAAGUGCAAUAUGUGCCAUGAAAGAAAGCUAACGUUUAAAUUCCUUGCUCAGAACAUAUGAAAGCUGGUGGUUCCCUUUAACAUGAGUCUUCAAUAUUCCCAGGUAAGAAGUUUUAGGUUGUAGUUAUUAUAGGAAUUAUAGUACUAUUUCUCUCUUUACCAUUUGUAUUUCAUUAACCUUUGACUAUUGGAUGUUCUUAUAGGCACUUUAGUAUUGCCAGUGUAACAGUAUAGCUUCCGUCCCUCUCUCCUCGCUACUACCUGGGCUCGAACCAGGAACACAAUGACAGCCACCCUCGAAGCAGCGUUACCCAUCGCUCCACAAAAGCCGCGGCCCAUGCAUAGCAAUGGGAACAACCACUCCAUGUCUCAGAGCAAGUGACGUUUGAAACGCUAUUAGCAUGCACCCCGCUAACUAGCUAGCCAUUUCACAUCGGUUACACCAGCCUAAUCUCGGGAGUUGAUAGGCUUGAAGUCAUAAACAGCUGCUGGCAAAUGCACUAAAGUACUGUUUGAAUUAAUGCUUACGAGCCUUCUGGUGCCUACCAUCGCUCAGACUGCUCUAUCAAAUCAUAGACUUAGUUAUAACAUGAUAACACACAGAAAUACGAGCCUUAGGUCAUUAAUAUGGUCGAAUCCGGAAACUAUCAUCUCGAAAACAUAUUCUUUCAGUGAAAUGCGGAACCGUUCUGUAUUUUAUCUAACGGGUGGCAUCCAUAAGUCUAAAUAUUCCUGUUACAUUGCACAACCUUCAAUGUUAUGUCAUAAUUUCGUAAAAUUCUGGCAAAUUAGGCGGCCCAAACUGUUGCAUAUACACUGACUCUGCGCGCAAUGAACGCGAGAGAAGUGACACAAUUUCACCUGGUAGGCAAGCACCUUGGUCUUAUAGUGGAUGUGAGCUUUGAUUUGAAGCCAGUGGAGUGUGCGGAGGAGCGGGGUGAAAUGGGAGAACUUAGGAAGGUUGAACACCAAACGGGCUGCAGCAUUCUAGAUAAGUUGCAGGGCUUUUUUAAUUCAUUUUUAAUUUUACCUUUAUUUAACUAGGCAAGUCAGUUAAGAACCUAUUCUUAUUUUCAAUGACUGCCUAGGAACAGCCGUCAGCUUUGAUUUGUACCUUGUCAGCUCUGGGAUUUGAACUUGCAACCUUCCGGUUACUAGUCCAACGCUCUAACCACUAGGCUACCCUGCCGCCCCUGGGCUCCCCACUUGAUGGCACAGGCGGGGAGCCCAGCCAACAGAGAGUUGCAGUAGUCUAGAUGGGAAAUGAAAAGAGCCUGGAUUAGGACCUGCGACACUUCCUGUGUGAGGUAGGGUUGUACUCUACGGAUGUUGUAGAGCAUGAACCUGCAGGAGCGAGUCACUGCUUUGAUGUUUGCAGAGAAUGACAGGGUGUUGUCCAGGGUCACGCCAAGGUUCUUUGCACUCUGGGAGGGGGACACCGUAGAGUUAUCAUCCAUGAUGGAGAGGUCUUGGAGCAGGCAGGCUUUCCCAGAGAGGAAGAGCAGCUCCGUCUUGUCGAGGUUGUGGGCCAACAUACAAGCUGAGAUGUUUGCCAGGAGGAGGAGGGUCCAGAGGUGCUGCUGGUGAAGGAGGAGGGUCCAGAACAGAUGCGGGUGUGAGGAGGGUCUUGGGGAACAUGGUCAUGGAGGUCAACAAGACUUCAAUCAAGUACAGGCUGAAUGAACAACAGAGACAGAAUGUAAUAUGACAUUUCAUUAAAUUGUUUGGGGAAUGGUCUCGUCAUCAAGGGAAGAUCCUCUGAGCCAGAUGAUGUUAUGGCAGGUAGCCCUAUGCAGGGCUGCUGGAAAUUUCCUACUUUGAGAUUCUUUGUGGAUACGGCGCCUGGUCUUUAUUCAUUUUGUCUUAAGUGUGGGACCAUGCCUUUGAAUUUUCAAACCAUUAUAAAGUGUCAGGUAAUCAAAUCAACUAACAAGUUUGCAUAGUACUCAUAGUAAUCCCUCAAUUUAUAAUGUAUGAACUUAACCAGGUAAUUGACUCACAAGUUCCGUAGAGUUUUCUCUGCCAUGUUUGUAAAGUCUAUUUUGUAACCUCCUCCUACAGGUGGUUGGCUGGAGGCUAACAGAGGAGACUGUGCGGCCAUCUUGGAUUCCCAGACCCAAACCAGUGGAGCCAAGGUCACACUGGACAUCAUCACUGAGCAGGCCAGGAUCAGAGUCGACAUAGUGGAGGUCAGUUGAUUGGACAGCGUCCUCAGCACUGGACUGGGGAACAACAAUUUUAAUUAACCAGAAACACAUUUGUUCAACAAUCAAUACCUGGACUUGGUCUCUAUGACAACAGACUGGCUGAGACCUGGGAGAGGCAUAGAUUUGGUCUGCGGGGACGGGGAGGUGUCCAAAUGCGGCAGGAGAGAACAGACACAGAUUCGGCUACUGAUGCUCCAUCCUGUUCCUAUGUUUGUAAUUUAGAGAGGUUGAUGGUUCCUCAGGUUAACCCCCUAACAGGUGCUGCCUUCAGCCUGCCUUCUAUAGGAUCGAUCAACUGGAAUAUGGGCCCUGCAACAGACACUGCCGAGCCUUCCUCCUCCUCACAGUCUCCUUAUGUUAAACCAGACCUCAGGCAAUGCCAGUGCCUCAACGGCUACACAAGCCCAUUGACAAAUUACAGUAUUAGUAAUGCUAUCAGCAGAUCUGGUAGCAGAGAGAAGUGCUUCCCGUGUUCGGAGGAUGCGCACGUGGCAGAAACCAUUCAGCUGUCAUCUUUGCCGGGCAAAGUUUCUCCCAGUUGUCCAACCUGAAGAGGCACCAGAUGGUCCACACUGGGGAGAAGCCUUACAGCGGCCCCCAGUGUGAGAAGGGGUUCUCCUGCCAGCACCGACUGUAUGCACUGCGGGAAGAGGUUCUCAGAGAGGAGCUACCUCGGGAUACACCAGCAGAAAAUACACAUGGCCCAUUAAUAGUGUAUAGUGAGUGAUAAGUAGUAAUAAUAUUUAUUUUAUUUAGCGCUUUUCAUGCAGAAUCUCAGUCACUCUCCUUCAGGGUCUCGACUGGUGACUGGGUUCAUAGAAGGCCUGGGUCUAGCCUUCCUCAGUUACCUCAUAGUUAUCCCACCAAUUCAGACAGGGUCAGGAUGGGUGUUCACCACAAGAGAUAUCUAGCCUGUAACACAGCAUACAAUCCCCAAAACAAUGGCUAGUGGUCAAGGAGGGAGCUCAAAGACAGGCUCAUGCCUUCUACCACCUCUGGUGUUUUUGGGUCACAACGUGGGAGGCUGAGUGUUCAGACAAAAGCCGAAAAGCUGUAUGCCUGCCCCACGUAUAUGGGAAGCGAUUUGCUGAGGCGAACUACAGUGGGGCAAAAAAAUAUUUAGUCAGCCACCAAUUGUGCAAGUUCUCCCACUUAAAAAGAUGAGGCCUGUAAUUUUCAUCAUAGGUACACUUCAACUAUGACAGACAAAAUGUGGGGAAAAAAUCCAGAAAAUCACAUUGUAGGAUUUUUAAUUAUUUUAAGUAUUUGGUCACCUACAAACAAGCUAGAUUUCUGGCUCUCACUGACCUGUAAUAACUUCUUUAAUAGGCGCCUCUGUCCUCUACUCGUUACCUGUAUUAAUGGCACCUGUUUGAACUUGUUAUCAGUAUAAAAGACACCUGUCCACAACCUCAAACAGUCACACUCCAAACUCCACUAUGGCCAAGACCAAAGAGCUGUCAAAGGACACCAGAAACAAAAAUUGUAGACCUGCACCAGGCUGGUAAGACUGAAUCUGCAAUAGGUAAGCAGCUUGGUUUGAAGAAAUCAACUGUGGGAGCAAUUAUUAGGAAAUGGAAGACAUACAAGACCAUCUCCCUCGAUCUGGGGCUCCAUGCAAGAUCUCACCCCGUGGGGUCAAAAUGAUCACAAGAAUGGUGAGCAAAAAUCCCAGAACCACACAGGGGGACCUAGUGAAUGACCUGCAGAGAGCUGGGACCAAAGUAACAAAGCCUACCAUCAGUAACACACUACGCCGCCAGGGACUCAAAUCCUGCCGUGCCAGACGUGUCCCCCUGCUUAAGCCAGUACAUGUCCAGGCCCGUCUGAAGUUUGCUAGACAGCAUUUGGAUGAUUCAGAAGAAGAUUGGGAGAAUGUCAUAUGGUCAGAUGAAACAUUUCAAGGUCCUGGAGUGGCUUAGCCAGUCUCCAGAUCUCAACCCCAUAAAAUCUUUUGAGGGAGUUGAAAGUCCGUGUUGCCCAGCAACAGCCCCAAAACAUCACUGCUCUAGAGGAGAUCUGCAUGGAGGAAUGGGCCAAAAUACCAGCAACAGUGUGUGAAAACCUUGUGAAGACUUACAGAAAACGUUUGACCUCUGUCAUUGCCAACAAAGGGUAUAUAACAGAGUAUUGAGAAACUUUUGUUAUUGACCAAAUGCUUAUUUUCCACCAUAAUUUGCAAAUAAAUUCAUUAAAAAUCCUACAAUGUGAUUUUCUGGAUUUUUUUUUCUCAUUUUGUCUGUCAUAGUUGAAGUGUA
Molecule: messenger RNA, 7185 nt
Organism: Oncorhynchus masou masou (cherry salmon)
Lineage: Eukaryota; Metazoa; Chordata; Actinopteri; Salmoniformes; Salmonidae
Product: zinc finger and BTB domain-containing protein 18-like
Exons: 4
Coding region: 204-1766 (520 amino acids)
Biological process (GO): regulation of transcription by RNA polymerase II
Molecular function (GO): DNA-binding transcription factor activity, RNA polymerase II-specific; RNA polymerase II cis-regulatory region sequence-specific DNA binding
Source: RefSeq, a predicted model, not a curated record